Molecule: messenger RNA, 939 nt
Organism: Penicillium taxi
Lineage: Eukaryota; Fungi; Ascomycota; Eurotiomycetes; Eurotiales; Aspergillaceae
Exons: 1
Coding region: 1-939 (312 amino acids)
Source: RefSeq, a predicted model, not a curated record
AUGUCUUCGUCCGAUACCAGUCCCUCUAACUGGAUCACUGGUAGUUACAUGGGUAGCAGCCCAAUAGUACUCAUCACAAUCGCGACAUUUGUGGGGGUCGCGUGGUACAACGUGAUUGAGCUGAUUGUGCUUAUUUUCCUUACCUUCAAACGCUACGAUGGGCCCUAUUUUUGGAGUUUAUUAAUUGCAUCCAUCGGCAUCCUCCCAUACUCGGUCGGAUACUUGAUCAAGUUUUUCGCCCUAACAUCGACUCCAUGGCUUCCAGUAACCCUGCUAACCGUGGGCUGGUGGGCUAUGGUAACGGGCCAGUCCUUCGUGUUGUAUUCUCGACUACACCUAGUUAUUGAGAACAUGCGCGUCUUGCACAUGGUCAAAUACAUGAUCGUCACAAACGUCUUCAUUCUCCAUAUCCCGACCACCGCCCUGACUUAUGUCGCUAAUGUUUCAAAUUCCUCCGCGUCGGUCGCCGGCUACGAUAUCAUGGAGAAGAUUCAGCUCGCCGGCUUUUGCGUUCAAGAGGUCAUCAUCUCUGUUCUAUACAUGUGGGAAACGAAUCGAAUGCUGCAGCUAAAUCCCGACCGCGGCAGUCGACAGCUCAUCUUGCAGCUGCUUGCAGUUAACAUGUCUUGUGUCAUGAUGGAUAUCGCGUUGAUGGUCAUCGAGUUUAUGAACUUUUAUAUCUAUCAAACUACCCUGAAAGCUACUCUUUACAGUGUGAAGCUGAAGCUGGAGAUCGCCGUUUUGGGAAAACUUGUCUAUAUUGCACACCAACAUGUAUGGCGCUCGCCAUUGAAUGUGCAUAUGGCCGGCGGACGAUACCCCUCAUUUGUCGACCCCGCGCAAAUUGCCGCCGAUCAUCAUCGUUCAGAGUCCUCUUGCGCGACUGAUGCAUCCAAAGGACGUGCUAAUGGUCUUGAAACUAUAGACAACGAUGGAUGA